UAGUUAAGGGUCCUACGUCCUUCCGAAUUCCGCACGCGCAACCACGUUCGCCGGGGCGCAGGCGGAGUAGCGUGGUCUCCCGGGCAAUCAGUAAGCACGUGGACUGAGCGGUCACGCGUGGUCACAGAGGGAGUCGAUCUUCGAUUUUGGCCAUAUCCGUCGGGGGCGACGAAUUAAUAAAAGCCAUGGCACCGGCGGGAAUCCUGAACGGGAAGGUGGCCUCCGCGCAAAUAAAGGACAGACUGAAGAAUCAAGUUGCUCAGAUGAAGGAGCAAGUACCUGGGUUCUCACCAGGCUUGGCAAUUUUACAGGUUGGCAACAGAGAUGAUUCAAAUCUUUAUAUAAAUGUGAAGCUGAAGGCUGCUCAAGAGAUUGGGAUCAAGGCCACUCACAUUAAGUUACCAAGAACAGCCACAGAAUCUGAGGUUUUAAAGUCCAUUAUAUCUCUGAAUGAAGACCCCACUGUACAUGGGUUCUUAGUGCAGCUACCUUUAGAUUCAGAGAAUCCCAUUAACACUGAAGCAGUGAUCAACGCUAUUGUACCUGAAAAAGAUGUGGAUGGAUUGACUAGCAUCAAUGCUGGAAAACUUGCUAGAGGUGACCUAAAUGACUGUUUUAUUCCUUGUACACCUAAGGGAUGCUUGGAACUCAUCAAAGAAACAGGGGUGCAGAUAGCUGGAAGGCACGCAGUGGUGGUUGGGCGCAGUAAAAUAGUGGGUGCCCCAAUGCACGACUUGCUUCUGUGGAACAAUGCCACAGUGACUACCUGCCACUCCAAGACUGUUAACCUGGAUGAGGAGGUUAAUAAAGGUGAUAUCCUGGUGGUUGCAACUGGUCAGCCUGAAAUGGUGAAAGGGGAGUGGAUCAAACCUGGGGCAAUAGUCAUCGACUGUGGAAUCAAUUAUAUUCCAGAUGAUACAAAAACAAAUGGGAAAAAGGUUGUAGGUGAUGUGGCAUACGAAGAGGCCAAAAUGAGAGCGGGCUUCAUCACCCCUGUUCCUGGGGGAGUUGGACCCAUGACAGUUGCAAUGCUGAUGCAGAGCACAGUAGAGAGUGCAAAGCGUUUCCUGGAGAAAUUUAAGCUGGGAAAGUGGAUAAUUCAGUAUCACAACCUUAACCUCAAGACACCUGUUCCAAGUGACAUUGAUAUAUCACGAUCUUGCAAACCAAAACCUAUCAGUAACCUGGCUCGAGAAAUUGGUCUGCUCUCUGAAGAGGUAGAAUUGUAUGGUGAAACAAAGGCCAAAGUUCUGCUGUCCGUUUUACAACGCCUGAAGCACCAGCAUAAUGGAAAAUACGUGGUAGUGGCUGGAAUAACUCCAACACCUCUGGGAGAAGGAAAAAGCACAACCACAAUUGGGCUGGUGCAAGCCCUUGGUGCCCAUCUUCAUCAGAAUGUAUUUGCAUGCGUGCGGCAGCCUUCCCAGGGCCCAACCUUUGGAAUAAAAGGUGGCGCUGCAGGAGGUGGCUACUCGCAGGUCAUUCCUAUGGAAGAGUUUAAUCUCCACCUCACUGGUGACAUCCAUGCCAUCACUGCAGCUAACAAUCUUGUUGCUGCAGCCAUCGAUGCCCGGAUAUUCCACGAAUUGACACAGACAGACAAGGCUCUCUAUAAUCGUUUGGUUCCGUCAGUAAAUGGAGUGAGAAAGUUCUCUGAUAUCCAAAUCCGAAGGCUACGGAGACUAGGCAUUGAAAAGACUGACCCUGCUACGCUGACAGAUGAAGACAUAAACAGAUUUGCAAGAUUGGAUAUUGACCCAGAAACUAUAACUUGGCAAAGAGUGUUGGAUACCAAUGAUAGAUUCCUGAGGAAGAUCACGAUUGGACAGGCUCCAACGGAGAAAGGGCACACACGGAUGGCCCAGUUUGAUAUCUCUGUGGCCAGUGAAAUUAUGGCUGUCCUGGCUCUCACCAGUUCUCUAGAAGACAUGAGAGAAAGACUAGGCAAAAUGGUGGUGGCAUCCAGCAAGGGAGGGGAGCCUGUCACUGCUGAAGAUCUGGGAGUGAGUGGCGCAUUGACGGUGCUCAUGAAGGAUGCGAUCAAGCCCAAUCUCAUGCAGACAUUAGAGGGCACUCCAGUGUUUGUUCAUGCUGGACCAUUUGCCAACAUUGCACAUGGGAAUUCCUCCAUCAUAGCAGACCGGGUUGCACUCAAGCUUGUUGGCCCUGAAGGGUUUGUAGUGACUGAAGCUGGAUUUGGAGCAGACAUUGGAAUGGAGAAGUUUUUUAACAUCAAAUGCCGAUAUUCUGGUCUCCGCCCUCAUGUAGUGGUUCUUGUUGCCACUGUCAGGGCUCUUAAAAUGCACGGGGGUGGCCCCACGGUCACUGCUGGAAUGCCUCUACCCAAGGCUUACAUAGAGGAGAACCUGGAGCUGGUUGAAAAAGGCUUCAGUAACUUGAAGAAACAAAUUGAAAAUGCCAGAAUCUUUGGUGUUCCAGUAGUGGUGGCUGUGAACGUAUUCAAAACUGACACAGAAGCUGAGCUGGACCUCAUCUGCCACCUUGCCAAGGAAAAUGGGGCUUUUGAUGCUGUGAAAUGCACUCACUGGGCAGAAGGGGGAAAGGGAACCUUAGCCCUGGCAGAAGCUGUCCAGAGAGCAGCACAAGCACCCAGCAACUUCAAACUCCUUUAUGACCUCAAGCUCCCGAUUGAGGACAAGAUCAGGAUCAUCGCGCAGAAGAUCUAUGGGGCAGACGACAUUGAAUUGCUCCCCGAAGCUCAGCACAAAGCUGAAGUCUACACAAAGCAGGGCUUUGGGAAUUUGCCCAUCUGCAUGGCCAAAACCCACCUGUCCUUGUCUCAUAACCCAGAGCAGAAAGGUGUCCCCACAGGCUUUGUCCUGCCCAUCCGCGACAUCCGUGCCAGUGUUGGGGCUGGUUUUCUGUACCCCUUAGUAGGAACGAUGAGCACAAUGCCUGGACUCCCUACCCGACCCUGUUUCUAUGAUAUUGAUUUGGACCCUAAAACCGAACAGGUUAAUGGGCUGUUUUAAAUAGAUUGUCCUUUUUUUAAGAAGCUACUUUGAAAGUUUGACCAGUGUCUGUUCUGUGCCUUCUGUGAGUGAGGGAGUAUGGGGAAGUCAAGAGAAGUCAGCCACUGCCCCUGAAGGUCUGCUGAAGUAAACAGCAGGGGUUUCCUCCAAGCUUAAGUUUCAUCUUCAUAUACAAAUGAAUAUAAAAAUCAUGCAUGUCUAUUUACUUUGGAAAAUUCCAUAGAAUAAAAUGAAAUGAUUUUGCUAUAUUUAUUCCUGUAUUUAAAUAUAAGUUUUAGCUUUUAUGGAC
Choloepus didactylus (southern two-toed sloth) is the source of this 3282-nucleotide messenger RNA. It is a transcript of the gene MTHFD1, whose product is annotated as methylenetetrahydrofolate dehydrogenase, cyclohydrolase and formyltetrahydrofolate synthetase 1. Gene Ontology annotation, molecular function: ATP binding; formate-tetrahydrofolate ligase activity; methenyltetrahydrofolate cyclohydrolase activity. Gene Ontology annotation, biological process: tetrahydrofolate interconversion. The coding region runs from base 186 to 2993 and encodes 935 amino acids. The transcript has 28 exons. Lineage: Eukaryota; Metazoa; Chordata; Mammalia; Pilosa; Megalonychidae. The record is from RefSeq and is a predicted model, not a curated record. Gene Ontology annotation, cellular component: cytosol.